AUGGCCUCCAGUGCAUUCUCCUCCUCCUCUUCCGCUUCCUCCUCCUCCUCAGCUACCACACCUGUACCGUUUCCGCUCCCACAUCCGCGGUACCCGGCCAAGUUCACGUCGUCCCUCCCGUGCGACGAACUUUCGGCCCUCGGUCACGGUGACGGCGAGGAUCCUGCACCCUACAGCCUGCUUAGUACUCCUCGCAUGAUCCGUAACGCCGUUUAUUCGUACAUCAACCCAGAGAACCAAUCUAGGGAUGCGUUUCUGUUGAGUUGGAACAGAGAAUUCGCUGAGGUUAUUGGCAUGGACAAGAAUAAGCUGGAAAGGACUCAGUGGACAGAAGAAGAGUAUGAGAACGUGGUCAAGAUGCUGACCGGUGGCACCAGAACACUUCCGCAGACAGAGUCAUCACAGAGCGACAAGGGACCGAGACUGGCGGAGCCAUGGGCACUUUGCUAUGGCGGACAUCAGUUCGGAUACUAUGCUGGGCAGCUCGGUGAUGGACGUGCUAUUUCGUUGUACGAAACCGUCAACCCCGAAACAGGAAUGACCUGGGAACUGCAACUCAAGGGCGCUGGAAAGACCCCUUACAGUCGAUUUGCAGAUGGAUAUGCCGUAUUGCGCUCUUCAAUCCGCGAAUAUCUUUGUGCUGAAGCGAUGGCGGCCUUGAAUGUUCCGUCGUCGAGAUCGCUCGCCAUCGUGUCGACAAAGACCAUGGUCAUUCGCGAAGAAGGACCGGAGCCAGGAUCGAUCGUCUGUCGUGUUGCUCCUAGUUGGGUCCGAUUCGGCAAUUUUGAAAUAUUUUUUUACCGCAAGGACCGAACCAACUUGCGCAAGCUGGCCGAGUAUGUCUCGCAAGAGGUCUUUCAGCUCCCCAAGGACAAUCCUCAGGAGAUGGCAGAGUUCGCAAAGACGUUCAGAAAUGCGGAGAUCAAGAAGCCCAUUGAUGCAGCUGAGAUCGCCGAGGCUCGAGAACAUCAAUCGCCAUCAUCGCGAGCGGCCACUGCCGCUAUCGAGGGCGCCGCAGAGGGCGCACCCGUGGCAGAUCCUCAGCACAAUGCGGCUAAGCACCUUUACCGAAAUCGUUUCGCAAAGAUGUUUGAGGAGAUUUCGCGACGCACUGCGAUCAUGGUCUCGGGCUGGCAGGCGACCGGGUUUUGUCACGGUGUCAUGAAUACAGAUAAUAUGUCGGUCCUGGGUCUGACGAUCGAUUAUGGCCCAUUCGCCUUCCUAGACAAAUAUGAUCCAGAGUGGAUCUGCAACCAUUCCGACUCGGAGGGCCGCUACGCGUUCCAACAGCAGCCUGGCAUCUGUAUCUGGAACCUGAGCCGACUGGCCCUAACGCUCGAGAACCUGAUCGGUGCACAGGAACGGGUGGAUGAUUUAGAAUGGAUGCAGCAGCAAGAGUCCGAUCCCGAGAAGGAGGAACACUUGAAGGAGGCAGCCCAUCACGUUGUGGUCGAGAUCUUGAACAAGAGUUUCCGAGAAGUGUUCUUGAAGGAUUACCGUGAACGCAUGAACGCGAAGCUGGGUCUUGGUGGCCCGGAGCAGGUGCGAAAUGAGGACUUGGCAAAGAUUCUGGUGCCUGCCCUGUCGUGGAUGGACGAUUACGAGGUUGACUUUCAUCAGUUCUUCAGGGACCUAGCGGAUUACAAAGUCCAGGAUGUGGAGGGCGUCGACCAGAAUAUGGAGCAGGUCGAGUUUUUUGUCAAGAAGCUGCUUCUGCCAGCCAUCUGGCAGGCACGAGGGUCUACUGCGGUGGCAGAGUCAAAGUCAUGGCUGAAGGCCUAUCACAGCCGAAUUGUCGAAUCUGAGGAGCUGAAGGAUGAUCAGCAGCGCCGGGCGAGGAUGAACCGAGUAAACCCGGCCUUUGUGCUCAGGAACUGGGUUGCUCAGAAGGUCAUCGAGCGUGUGACAGAGAGCGUGAGGAAAGUGAGGGGAGGCAGCGAGGAGGAAGACCCGGACAAGGACCUGUUGGACCGUGUGCUAUGGAUGUGCCAGCAUCCCUUUGGCGAGGAUGGACUGCUCAAAGGCGCUGCUGAUGAGACCAGAGUCGAUGUUGGAGCAGCGUGCGAGGUCAGGCGGAACGAUGUAGGAUUGGAGAUCUAUGGUGAGUUCGUCGGCCCGGUGCCUGAGUGGGGUCAGGGCAUCCAAUGUAGCUGUAGCUCUUAA
This is a messenger RNA of Gamsiella multidivaricata, 2163 nucleotides long. RefSeq lists its product as uncharacterized. Bases 1 to 2163 code for a protein of 720 amino acids. Lineage: Eukaryota; Fungi; Mortierellomycota; Mortierellomycetes; Mortierellales; Mortierellaceae. The transcript has 3 exons. The record is from RefSeq and is a predicted model, not a curated record.